Molecule: messenger RNA, 2677 nt
Organism: Girardinichthys multiradiatus
Lineage: Eukaryota; Metazoa; Chordata; Actinopteri; Cyprinodontiformes; Goodeidae
Gene: cog4
Product: component of oligomeric golgi complex 4
Exons: 19
Coding region: 79-2400 (773 amino acids)
Source: RefSeq, a predicted model, not a curated record
GCUACCUGCCAGACUAAACCCAGGGGUUGUUGGUACUCUGCUGACGUUGACUCCGGAGGAGCUUCCGUGUUGCGGAAGAUGGCUGACACCGGAGCGCUAGCAGCCCAAAGAUGCGGCUCUGGUUCUUUGUCGUCUGUGAGCAUGGAGACCAUCUCCGGGCUAACGGAGCUGGAGGAUCUGGAGCGGGUUUACCAGCAGCUCUGUUCGGAGGAGAAAGAGGCGGAGGCUGAGCUGGACAGGCUGGUGGGACAAGAGGGGAGCAUUCACACUAAGAUGCUGGCACUGCAGAGGAUGGGACCCAAUCUACAACUGAUUGGAGGAGACGCCAGUCAACUGUCAGGCAUGAUCACGUUCACAUGCAGUCUGGCUGAAAAUGUUAGCCAGAAAGUUAGACAGCUAGACCUGGCCAAAACACGGCUCUAUAAUGUCAUCCAGCGCGCUGACGAUAUCCUGGACCUGAAGUUCUGCACUGAUGGCGUACAGACAGCGCUGCGUAAUGAAGAUUAUGAACAGGCUGCAGCGCACAUCCAUCGAUACCUGUCUCUGGACCAAUCAGUGAUUGAGUUGAGCCGUCAGGGAGAAGAAAGCAGUGCUGUGGACGCCAGUCUGGUGAUGCUGCAGGAGGCAGAACAGAAGCUGAAGGUCAUUGUCGCAGAGAAGCUUGACGAGGCCGUAGCAGCCGUCGACUUGGCUCAAGUGGAGAGGUUCUUCAAGAUCUUCCCUCUUCUGGGCCUCCAUCAGCAGGGUCUUGCCCGUUUUGGUCAAUACCUAUGCAGUCAGCUCGCCUCCAAAGCUGAGGAAAACCUGCUGUUGGCGACAGGAGGCGAUCUGGGUGAGAAGAGAGCUUUGCUGAUAUUUGCAGACACUUUGACACUGCUGCUGGAAGGUAUUGCUCGUGUUGUUGAAACUCAUCAGCCCAUAGUGGAGACCUAUUAUGGUCCGGGCCAUUUGUACACUCUUAUCACUCACCUACAGCAGGAAUGUGACCGCCAGGCCCAGAAAAUCGUCGACAAGUUUGCCCAGCAGAGAGGAUACCACAGCAAGUUUCAGAUUGUCCAGAGCAGCAUGAUGAAGAGCAUCCCGGGGGAGAGGAUUGAGCCAAGGGAACUGGACCCCGUACUGGCAGAAGUAACCCUGAUGAAUGCCCGGGCAGAGCUGUACCUGCGCUUCCUGCGCCGCCGCAUAAUGGCCGACUUUGAAGUUGGAGAUGAUCAGAGCAUCACACAGGAGCACCAGCAGAAUGUGGAGAAGCUAAUCAAAGACUGUUUACUGAGCACGAUGAUUCAGGAGCUGAUUGGAUACUACAUCCCAAUGGAGGAAUACUACAUGAGAGAGUCUGUCAACAAGGCUGUUACCAUGGAUACAUACGAGAAGGGUCAGCUGACCAGCAGCAUGGUGGACGACUGCUUCUACAUCGUUAAAAAGUGCAUCAGCAGAGCGUUGUCGAGCUCCAGCAUCGACUGCCUCUGUGCCAUGAUCAACCACGCCAACUCGUUGCUGGAGUCAGACUUCAGAGAGGUGCUGUACAACAAGCUGCGACAGGGCUUCCCAGCUACCACACUUCAGGACAUCCAGCGGGGUGUCAGCAGUGCGGUCAGCCUGAUGCAGAGCAGCUUGCAGCAGGGCAAGUUCAACACGAUGGGCAUUGAGAGCAAUGAAAACGCAAAGGCUGCAUUUCUGGUCACUCUGAAUAAUGUGGAGGUGUGCAGUGAGAAUAUCACAACUCUAAAGAGGAACCUGGAGAACGACUGCUCCAAGCUGUUUAAUCAGGGGGUCGGAUCUGGUGAAAAAGCCAAGAUCGACAGUUGUCUGUCCGACCUCGUCAACACUUCUGCAAAGUUCAAGGAUCUGUUACAGGAGGGUCUAACAGAGUUGAACACAACAGCUGUGAAGCCUCAAAUCAAACCCUGGAUCAGCAGCUUUUUAUCCAUCUCCCACAACAUAGAGGAGGAAGAGUUUAAUGACUAUGAAGCUAACGACCCCUGGGUGCAGCAGCUCAUCAUUAACCUGGAGCAGCUCAUGGCAGAGUUUAAGGUGGCCCUCUCUCCUGUCAUCUACGACACUCUGACCAGCCUGAUGACCAGCUUAAUUUCUGUUGAACUGGAGAAGACUGUGCUCAAAUGCUCAUUUAGCAGGCUCGGAGGGCUGCAGUUUGAUAAAGAGCUUCGGUCUCUGGUGGCGUACCUCACCACUGUCACAACCUGGACCAUCAGAGACAAGUUCGCUCGCCUUACACAGAUGGCAACCAUCCUCAACCUGGAGCGGGUGACAGAGAUCUUGGACUACUGGGGUCCUAACUCAGGCCCGCUGACUUGGCGGCUGACCCCCGCUGAGGUGCGUCAGGUUCUUGCAUUGCGGAUCGACUUCAGAAGCGAAGAUAUCAAGAGGCUGCGACUCUAGAUCAAGAGCUAGUGGCUGUGGACGAUGGUGAAGCACGACCCACCUGAUGCACAUGAAAAAAAAAAAAAACCUCCAGACCAACAGAUGUGUGCAUGAAAGAAAACAAAUGCCCUGUUUGUUCCUCUGUGCUGUUUUGUGCUGUUUGCCCAGCUGAUCCCAGUCUCCAUCAGUUCCAGCUGAGCUUCAAGAGACACGGGGUUUCACAGCAGUGAUGGCGAACAUUUUAAUCCUAAUUAACUGUAAAAUAUGUAAUUAAAAUCAUCAAUGUGUGACUGUA